Molecule: messenger RNA, 13901 nt
Organism: Dermatophagoides pteronyssinus (European house dust mite)
Lineage: Eukaryota; Metazoa; Arthropoda; Arachnida; Sarcoptiformes; Pyroglyphidae
Biological process (GO): peptide catabolic process; proteolysis
Cellular component (GO): membrane; cytoplasm
Molecular function (GO): metalloaminopeptidase activity; peptide binding; zinc ion binding
Source: RefSeq, a predicted model, not a curated record
UUCAUUUGAUCAUAUUGAAAACACCAUUUUAAAAUUCAAAAUAAGAAUAAAUAAUAAUUUUGGAAAUAAAUUUUGAAUGGCAAGCGCAUCGAUGUCAUCACCGUCUUCGCCAAAACCUGGUCGUACAAAAACCUUAUUAUUAGGUUUUAUCAUUUUUAUAUUGGCCUGUUUGUUUAUUGGUUUUUUAGCCGCAUACAUUGUUGAACAUAAUAAAAUCAAUGAAUUAUCGAAAGAUCAAUCGUCAUCAACAACAACAACAACAACAUCGACGGAGAUUUCAUCUACGUUUGGAACGACCUCAUCGUCAAAUUCAACAGAUCCAUCUAUAACGACUAGUACAUCAACUAAACAACCAAUAAUAUCCGAUGAUCUAUUGCUUGAUCAUAAUGUUAUACCGAUAAAUUAUCAACUACAAAUACGAACUGAUCCAAAUCAGAAUUUUUUUAAUGGAUCAGUACGUAUUUUGUUACAAGUUCUUAACAAUUCAAUCGAUCAAAUUGUACUUAAUUGUAAAAAUCUUGACAUAUUAAAUUCAUCAUUAGAAUCAUCGAUAACGAUAAAAAAUGUACAUAUCGAUCAAAAACUUGAACGAUGUGUAUUUGAAUUGAAUGAAUCAUUGAACAAAGGUGAAUAUGCAUUACAAAUCUUCUAUUCCAGUACUUUUCGAACUGGACAAAUUAUUGGAUUUUAUCGUAGCUCAUAUACAACCAUUAAAAAUGAGAUUCGAUAUAUGACAGCAACAAAAUUUGAACCAACAUAUGCACGUAUGGCAUUUCCUUGUUUUGAUGAACCAUCAUUUAAAGCUACAUUCAACAUAUCGUUAAUCUAUCCAACCGGAUUAACAGCAUUAUCAAAUCAAAUUGAAACAGAAACUGUAUCAAUUAUUGAUGAACCAGGAUUCAGUCAAACAACAUUUGCCCAAACGCCAAAAAUGUCUACAUAUUUAGUUGCAUUUUCGGUUAAUGAUUUCGAAUAUACGGAAACACGUACUACAUUUGGUACACGUGUUCGUGUAUAUUCAAGACCAGAUCAGGUGAAAAAAACAACAUAUGCUUGUGAAUCGGCAGCAACCAUUUUAUCAUAUUAUGAAAAUAUAACAGCUAUUCCAUAUUCCCAAUCGAUGGCCAAAUUAGAUCUUAUCGGUUUACCUGAAUUUGUAUCCGGGGCAAUGGAAAAUUGGGGUCUAGUCACCUAUAAAGAAACAUAUGUAUUAUUUGAUGCCAAUGAAUCUAGUUCUGAUGAUAAACGGAAAAUAGCACAAGUAAUUGCCCAUGAAUUAGCUCAUAUGUGGAUUGGUAAUCUAGUCACAGCAACUUGGUGGAAUGAUCUCUGGCUUCAAGAAGGUUUUGCAUCAUUUAUCGAAUAUUAUGGUCAAAAUCAUCUUCAAGCUUCAUUGAAUAUUUGGAAUCGAUUUUUAAUCGAUGAUCUUCAUCCAGCAUUUAGAACUGAUUCAUUAUCCAAAACACAUCCAUUGGUUCCGAAUAAGAAUGAUGUUCUUACACCAAAUCAGAUUACAGCUCAAUUUGAUACAAUUUCCUAUUCAAAAGGUGCAUCGAUUGCCUAUAUGAUCGAAAGUAUUAUUAGUCGACAAAAAUUUCUUGAAAAUUUCCGUCAUCUACUUCAGGAAAAUCAAUAUUCAAAUGUUGAUACAGAAAAAAUGAUGAGUUACUUUUAUCAGGAUAUUGAAACAACAACCAAAAUGAAUGGUAAAAAAUUUCUAAAUCAAUGGCUUUAUCAAAAUGGAUUUCCAAUCGUUACAGUUGAACGUAAGCAACAAACAUCGAAACGUUCAACAUCUCAAACAAAAACAAUGAAACUUCAAUUAAAACAAUCAAUUUAUCGAUCGAAUUCUUCAUCAAAUGAUUCGGAAGAUGAUCCACGGCCAAUUUACGUUAAAUAUAUUCAACAAAAACGAGAACAAUCUGCCUGGCUUUUUAAUCAAACUGAAAUGACCGUUGAACUUGAAAAUGAACUUGCACCAUCAGAUUGGAUCAAAUUAAAUCCUGAUGGUCAUGAUUAUUAUAUUGUAAACUAUCAACCAGAAGAUUGGGAUCUAUUGAUUACUGAAUUGAAAAGAAAUCCAAAAUCAUUCAAUGUUGGUGAUCGUGCAAAUCUUUUACAUGAUGCAUAUCUUUUAUCAGAGAUAUCGGCAUUAUCCUAUGAACGAUUACUUAAUCUAUUUACAUAUCUUGAAAAGGAAACAAAUUAUGUUCCAUGGUCAGUGGCUAAUAAUGCAAUAACAUCAUUGAUCAAUAAACUUGGUGAAAGUGGAAUGACAUUAAUACAAUUUCGUGAUUUUAUCAAAUCUAUUAUUGCCAAUUUAUUUGAUACAAAUGUUGAUUUAUCAACAUCGACAACAACUAUUGACGAGCGACUAGCACCAGACGAAAUAGCAUUACGUAAUGUUUUGAUUUCGAUUGCAUGUAAAGUUGGUUAUGAAAAAUGUACUAAACAAUGUUAUCAACGAUUUCGUGAUUGGAUGGAUAAUGGACGACCAUUAGAUUCAAAUACAAAAUUCUAUGUUUAUAAAUAUGGUUUACGUACUAGUACAAUUGAAUCGGAUUGGCAAAGUAUGUGGAAUUUAUAUCAAUCGGAAAAAGAUGCAAUCGAAAAAUCAAAAAUAAUGUCCGCACUAACAUCGACAACUGAUCCAAAUCUUUUAUCAGUUUUAAUAUCAUAUUCGGAUGAUCCGGAAAAAAUUAAUAAUGAAAAUUUUUUCUCUGCUCAACAAUCAAUCGCAUCGAAUAGUGAUCAGGGAAGAUUAUUGAUAUGGGAAUAUAUUCGAAAUCAUUGGCCUAAACUAAUCGAACGUUUUGGUUUGAAUGAUCGUCGUCUAGGAACCUAUGUUCGUUCAGUAAUUAGUGGUUUUCGUUCGGAAUCUCGAUUGCAAGAAAUUCAAGAUUUUUUCAAACAAUAUCCCGAUGCUGGUGCUGGUCAAGGAGCUCGUGAUGAAGCUAUUGAAACAAUACGUAAAAAUAUUCAAUGGAUUGAAAACAAUCAGCAAAAUGUUUCAAAUAUAUUAAAUCAACAAAGUCCAAAUGAAAAUCCUUGGAAACAAUGGCGUCUUGGUGAUUCUGUUCUACCAAAACAUUACGAUGUUAAUCUUACGGUUUUGGUGAAUGAAGAAAAAUUUUCAGGUUCCGUUCGAAUUGAAGUUGAAAUUCAGCGUCCGAUUCGUCAUUUGAUUUUACAUUCAAAAGAUUUGAACAUAACAUCAUCGGCUGUAUUUACCAAACAACAACCUCGUGUAGAAGUUUCUAUUCCUUUCAUCAAUAACAAUUCAGAAUCCAUAUCCGAUACGCAAAUGACACAUUUUGCAUAUCGACCAAAUCAAUUUUGGGUCAUUCCUUUGCAGGGAUUAAUUCUACCUGAAACAUAUAUUGUUGAACUUCAAUUCAAUGGAAACUUAAGUAAAGAAUUAAGCGGUCUUUAUCUAUCACAAUAUCAACGUUCUGAUACAGGUGAAUUCGUCAAAUUAGCUACAACACAAUUUCAAGCUGGAUAUGCACGUAAAGCAUUUCCAUGUUUUGAUGAACCAAACUUUAAAGCAACAUUUGCAUUACAAAUUGAACAUGGUUCUAAUUAUUCAGCCAUUUCAAAUAUGCCUACAUUAUAUGUUCAGCAAUCGUUAAAUGAUAAAAACAUGAAAAUGACAGUAUUUGAACGUUCGGUAAAAAUGUCUACCUAUCUAGUUGCCAUUGUUGUCAGUGAUUUUGUAUCGAAAUCUAGUCCAUUAUUGUCAAAUUUUAGUGUCUACACUUUUGAUCCAGCCAUAAAUCUUGAUAAAACCGAUUAUGCAUUAAGAGUCGGUCCUCAAGCAUUGGAAUUUUAUUCCGAAAAAUAUUUUGAAAUUGGUUUUCCAUUACCUAAAAUGGAUAUGAUUUCUAUACCGGAUUUUGCAAUGGGUGCAAUGGAAAAUUGGGGUCUUGUUACCUAUCGUGAUGUAUAUGUUCUCUAUGAUGCAAAAGAAACAAGUACAUUAUCUAAGGCUAGAAUCUGUCAGAUUAUCUGUCAUGAAUUAGCACAUAUGUGGUUUGGAAAUCUUGUCACAAUGAAAUGGUGGGAUGAUCUUUGGUUAAAUGAAGGAUUUGCAACAUUUAUGGAAUACAAAGCUGUUGAUUAUGUGGAAACAAAAUGGAAUUAUCAUGAUUUUUUUGCAAUUAAUGAAUAUGCUAGAGUAUAUGAGUCGGAUUCGAUGCCCAGUACACAUCCAUUGCUAACAAAAGUAACUGAUGAUAAUUCGGUUCAAGCAGUUUUUGAUUCUAUCACUUAUUCAAAAGGAUCUUGUAUUAUUCGUAUGUUGGAAUCAUUAAUCGGUGACGAAACGUUUCGUAUUGGAAUCAAAAAUUAUAUAAAAAAAUAUAGCUAUUCCACUACAUUAACCAAUGAUCUUUGGAAUGAAUUGUCCAAUGUUGCUGAUAAAAAUUUAGAUGUAGAAAAAAUCAUGCAAACUUGGCUACAAAAAGAUGGUUUUCCCAUAAUUACAAUCAAGAUAGAUAAUAAGAAUAAUUCUAUGAAAUUUGUACAGGAAAGAUUUUUCAAAGAUUCAAGCAAUUCAAUUUCAACAUAUUUAUGGUCCAUUCCGAUUACUUAUCGUUUGAUUAAUCAAAAAUUUUCAAAUAUCAGUGGAAAUGUUCAAAAAAUUAUCAUGGAUACGAAAGAAAUGUAUAGAGAUGACAUUAAAAUUGAAACAGAUGAUUUGAUCAAAUUCAAUGUCGAUCAAAAAGGGCUUUAUAUUGUUAAUUAUCCAAUAGAACAAUGGAAACAAUGGAUUGAAACAAUGAACAAUAGUAAAUCCAUUAUUCGAGACCAGAUGAGUGCUUUGGAUCGAAACAAUUUAUUAAUGGAUGCAUUUUAUUUGGCACGUUCCGGUCGACUUCCAUAUCGACAAUGUUUGGGUUUAGCUGAAUUUUUACAAUAUGAAAAGUCUUAUAUGGUUUGGUCAAUCGCUGCCGAUAUGUUAGGAUAUUUACGUGUUUUUAUGGCUGUACAGGAUCAAAGUGUUGCUUUCGAUCGAUGGGUACGAACCAAAUUGAUUGCCAAACAUUAUGAUGAUGUUGGAUGGAAUGCAAAAUCUGAUGAUAAUAUGAAUCAACUACUUUUCCGUUCGUUGAUUUUGAAUUUAGCUUGUAAAUAUGGUCAUCAAGAUUGUCGAAAAAAAGCAUCACAAUUGUUUGAUGAAUAUCGUCAAUCACCAACAAAUAAUUAUGAUCCCGAUAUAUUGCCCGUAUUUUUGUUUCAUGCACAAAAUUUUAAUCCAACCGAAGAUAAUUUCAAUUUUCUUCAAGAACGUUAUAAUCAAGCCAAUACAACUAAUGAAAAAAUGACCUAUCUUAAAGCAAUGACAGCAAAUACUGAUGAAAAUAUGUUACGAAAAUUGCUUAACAAUUCGUUGAACACUACUUAUCUUCGUACACAAGAUUUUUUUACAUUUCUCAUGUAUAUGUCCGAUAAUUCUGUUGGAUUAGAUUUAGCAUGGGAUUUUUAUCGUGAACAUUAUCCUGAAAUUCAACAACGAUAUGGACUGGAUGAUUCGAAUGUUGGUCGCGCUGUUUAUCGUUUUGCAUUUCAUUUUACCACCAAUAAACGUCGUGAAGAAGUAAUGGAAUUAUUUCAAAAAUAUCCUGAAGCCGGUGCAAGUGAACUUUAUCGACAACAAACAAUAGAUCUAAUUGAUGCAAAUAUUCGUUGGUCAAAAUCUUAUUAUAAAAAUGUGAUUGAAUAUGUUACAGAUGAUUGUGAUUCAAAACAUUGUCCAUGGAAUCAAUAUCGAUUGAAUCAAUUGGUCAAACCUUCAAAAUAUGAUCUAACUAUCCAGAUCGAUACUGAUACAUUCCGAUAUAAUGGUACCGUUAAAAUACAGGUAAACAUUGAUGAUGAAAUCGAUCACAUUAUUCUUCAUGCUGCAGAUAUAUUGGAUGUUUCAUCACCAAAAAUUACUCGAAUUGAACAGAAACAAAAACGUGAUACAGAAACCGAAUCUAAUUUGUCUACCGGACGUGGAUUUACUUAUUCACCAUUAGAUUUUUAUGUGAUUCCAUUGAAAGAAAAAACAACAAAAGGUGAUAAUUAUAUAGUCGAAUUAAAUUUCGAUGGUAAUCUAUUGAAAACUGAUCAAGUUGGCCUUUAUCGCGGUUGGUAUGAUGAUAACAAUGGUACACGUAUCAAUUUAGCUGCAACACAAUUUGAAUCAACACAUGCAAGAAAAAUGUUUCCCUGUUUUGAUGAACCUGCAUUCAAAUCAAAUAUAUCAAUUACAGUAAUACAUCCGAAAAAAAUGUCAACGACAUUAUCAAAUAUGGAUAUCAUUUCUACCAAUGAAAUCGAUGAUAAUUUGCAAGAAACGAAAUUCGAUACGACGCCACCUAUGGUUACAUAUUUGAUUGCUAUUCUUGUAUCAAAUUUCAAAUGUACACCACGGCAAUACGUUGAACUUCGCAAUCUUACAAUUAAUGUAUGUUCAUCGCCAUUGUACAGUGAAUAUCAUCAUGAAUAUUCGUUGAGUGUUACACCGAAAAUUUUGAAAUUUUAUGAAACUUAUACAGGAAUUGAAUAUAGUUUACCGAAAUUGGAUCAAAUAGCAUUGCCACAAUUUUCAGCUGGUGCAAUGGAAAAUUGGGGUAUUAUAAAAUAUCGUCAGAAAAAAUUGAUGUGGUAUGAAAUGGAUAAUCUUUCUGAAGAUAAAAAAGAUACCUGUAAUGUGAUUGCACAUGAAUUAGCACAUAUGUGGUUUGGUGAUCUAGUUACAAUGAAUUUCUGGGGUGAUCUUUGGUUGAAUGAAGGAUUUGCAUCAUUUAUGGAAUAUAAAGGCAUGAAUGCAGCACAUCCAGAAUGGAAUAUAUGGGAUACAUUUGUACAGGAUCAUACAUAUAAAGCAAUCGUUGGUGAUUACGAACAAACAUCUCAACCAUUAAUUCGUAAAGUGAACAAACCAAAUGAAAUGAAUUAUAUGACAAGAAUUGUUUAUAAUAAAGGAUCGACAAUAUUAAAUAUGUUUGAAAAUACAAUGGGUUCGAAAGAAUUUCAGCAAUCAAUUCAAACAUAUCUGAAUUCAUUACAAUUUCAAACAGCAACAAGUGAAAAUCUUUAUGAAGCAUUAGAAACAAAUUGGCUUUAUAAUGAUACACAAAAUGCAAGAGAAUUUUUUACUUCUUGGACCGAACAAAUAGGUUUUCCAUAUUUGAAUAUUACUUGUGAUGAAAUGAAUAAAUCCUGUACAUAUGUACAAGAACGAUUCAUUCGAAAUGGUGAUCGACCAUCAAAUGAUUUAACCUAUGUAAUACCAUUCCAAUAUUAUACGUAUGAACAACAACAAUUGAAAAAAUCGUCGAUUCAAUUUUUAUCGAAAAAAACCGGCCAGAUUGACAAUUUUGAUGGUAUCAAAAUAAAUCCUAACUUUAAUGGUUUUUAUUUUGUUAAUUAUCCUGCUGAACAAUGGUCAAAAUUGAUUAAUAAUUUGAUAACAAAUGAAAACAAUAUUGUUUCAUUAUUAACUGUUAAUGAUCGUAGUGAAUUGAUAACAUCAUCAUACUUUUUAUCACGAGCAAAACUUGCACCAUUUUCGAUUGCAUUGGAUAUUUAUAAUUAUCUUGUACAUGAAACACAUUAUGUUCCAUGGACUAUUCAUUCCAAAUUGAUUGCUAAUCUUGCAUGGGAAAUGGAACGUACCGAAUAUCGUGAAUCAUAUCUUCAUUUUGAACGUCGAUUAACUCAAUCACAUUAUAGUGGUAUUGAUUUUUGGAACUUUGAAAAUACAACAAUAAUUGAUCGAAUGUUUCGAAAAAUAUUGAUACAAAAUGCAUGUGGAAGUGGUAAUAAACAAUGUUUGAAAGAUGCGCUUACAAUGUUUGAAAAAUGGAAAGAUCAAAAUAAUACAAUUCAACCGGAUUUAUUCUCUUAUACAUUAUCGUAUGCUAUGCAAUCAAGUAAAAAUUUACAAGAUUAUGAAUUUGUUUGGCAAAGAUUUUUAUCGGAAAAAAUUACACAUACCAAUAAAACUAGCUAUCUUGAAGCUUUAAGUCAUAUUUCCGACAGUAAAAUUGUUCAAAAAUAUUUAGAUCUUGCUUUGAACGAAUCAAUUGUAUCGAAUAAUCAUUUUGUCGAAUUUUUCCUUUACAUUAUUCAUCGUUAUGAACAUGAACAAAUGAUUUGGCAAUAUUUUACCGAAAAUUAUUCAAUGUUAUCAAGAAAAUUAUCUACAUCACAAAUGGAUAUGAUUAUUACAAGAUUUGCUGAUCAUACUGUAACAGAAAAACGUCGAUUAAUUAUUUGGAAUUUUUUGAAAGAUAAACAAACAGGUGUUUCGAUGAGUGGACAAGAAUCAACAUUUGCUCGAAUCGAAUACAAUCUGGCUUGGAUGACAAAUAAUAAAGUAACAGUUGGUGAAUGGUUUGGUCAGAAUGCUUGUGGACGUCAAACACCUGAACCAUGUCCAUGGGCACAAACACGUAUUAAUAAGACCAUCAUUCAACCUAAACAUUAUGAUCUAACCAUACAGGUUAAUCUAACAACAAAUAUCUACAAUGGUAGUGUGGUCAUUCAAAUUGAAGCUUUGCAACCAUUUGAAUAUAUUGUUUUACAUGCAGCUCAAAUGCUUCAAGUAAAAUUAAUAUCAGUUAAAAAUUCGGAUAAUUAUUCAAUUGAAGAUGUUACAAUGUUUAGAUAUCUGCCAAAACAAUUUGUUGUAAUUGAAUUCGAUCAACAACAAUCGAUCGGACAAUAUGAAUUAACAUUUAAUUUUACAGCCAACCUUCUGGAUGCUGGUAUUUCCGGUUUAUAUAGAUCAAACUAUACGAAUGGAAAUGAACAUUUUAAAAUGGCUUCAACACAAUUUGAAUUUUUCGAUGCACGUAAAGUGUUUCCAUGUUUUGAUGAACCAGCAUUUAAAUCAAAAUUCAAUAUUUCAAUUAUUCAUGAUAAAGAAAUGAAUACAACAUUAUCAAAUAUGGAAGUGAUUGAAGUGAAACCUAUUCCCAAUACACAAUGGAUUCAGACAAGAUUUAAUCAAUCAUUAGAUAUGGUUACAUAUCUGGUUGCAAUGGCUGUCAGUAAUUUUGUUUGUAAAAAUUAUACAAUUGAAAAUAAUCAAGUUAAUGUCGGUGUGUGUGCAUCACAUCUUCAAGGACAUAAAUUAGAUUAUGCAUUGGAAAAAGCGCCGAAAUGUUUGAGCCAUCUUGAGAACAAGCUUGGUCAUCCUUAUCCAAUGAAUAAAGUAGAUUUGAUUGCCAUACCAGAUUUCUAUUAUGGUGCUAUGGAAAAUUGGGGCCUUAUUACAUUCCGGGAAACAGCAUUAUUAUUCAAUGAACAAGAUACAACAUCGGAAAGAAAAAUGUCAAUUAUGAAUACGAUUGCACAUGAAUUGGCUCAUUUUUGGUUUGGUAAUCUGGUUACAUGCGAAUGGUGGGAUUUUAUUGCAUUGAAUGAAGCAUUUGCAACCUAUAUGCAAUAUACUACAGUUGAUGAAGUUGAACCUGAAUGGAAUACUUUUGAUCUAUUUUUAAUAUCUGAAUUUGAAUACGGUUUGACAGCCGAUGCUAAAGAUAAUCAUCCAUUAAUACGUAAUGUUACUCGUACUGAACAAAGCGAACAAGCUGAUUCCAGUAUAAUCUAUUCAAAGGGUGCUUCAAUUUUACGUAUGAUUGAAACAGUAAUGGGAACUGAAAAUUUUUAUGCAGCACUUCGUGAUUAUCUUAAUAAACAUAAAUUCACAAGCGUUCGACCUGAAAUGCUAUUGGCAGAAUUUGAUAAUAAAUUUAUAUUCAAUGAUACUGAUCAAACAGUAAAAAUGAGCGAUUUUAUUCAGGAUUGGUUUUUCAGUAAUGGUAUUCCAUACAUAAAUGUUACUGAAUCGAGCACUGGAUCUUAUCAUCUUGUACAAGAUCGAUUUCUAUUACAAGAUUCUAAAAAUGAUACAAUACCUAUUUGGAAAAUACCAAUCAAAUACUAUAUUGAUUCUGGAUGGGAUAAUACGAAUACCAAAUUCAUGAUCGAUAAAACAAUGGAUUUUACUCCAGGCAAUAUCCAACUUCCAAUCAAUUUAAAUGCUCGUCAUUCUGGUUAUUAUCUCGUAAAUUAUCCAUCAAAAAUUUGGAAACAAUGGAUUGAUACAUUUAUGGAUAAAUCAUCUGAAAUACCCGUACUAGAUCGCAGUGGAAUAAUGAUGGAUGCAUUUUAUCUUGCUCAAGCUAAUCUACUUUCAUAUAAUGUGCCAUUAAAUUUGGCUAAAUAUCUAGUCAAUGAAACACAUUUAUCUCCAUGGACAACGGCCAUACGUGGAUUUAGUUCAAUUCAAAGAUAUAUUUCGCAUUCAAGUUCAUAUAAAGGAAAAUUCCGUGAAUAUUUACAAAAUCUUAUCAAACCCGUUUAUGAGAAUUUGGGAUGGAAUGAUACGAUAGAAGAACCGGUAACUAAACGAAGAUUACGAUCUUCAAUAUUGGAAUUUGCCUGUUUUAAUCAAAUAAAUGAUUGUCUUGAACAAAGUGAUCGAUUAUUUCAACAAUGGAUUAUUGCUAAACAGAAUCAAGAAAUGGAUAAAAUUCCAAAUCCAAAUCUAUUGAGUACUGUACUUGAAUAUGGUAUACAAAAUUCUAAUUCAACCGAUCAAUGGUUGUUUGUUUGGUCACAAUAUUCCAAUGAAACAUCGUCUACAUUACGUUCAAUCUAUAUGAAUGCUUUAGCACAGACUAAUGAUGAAAAAUUAUUAACAAUGUUAUUAACACAAGCAUUGAAUGCCGAUCAAAUAAUUCGAUCACAAGAUUCAUAUUCGGUAUUCAUUGCAAUCAGUGGCUGUGAUAAUCCAAAAAGUUUAGCAAUUUUAUGGAAAUUUAUUCAAGAUAAUUAUUCAAAAUUCAUUCGAAAAGGUUCACCAUUACGUUUGACACAAAUAUCAUCAUUAUUAAAUAGUAUUAGUUCCAGAUAUUUUUUCACUGCCGAUCAAAAAAAUGAAAUGAAACAAUUUUUUGCCAAAUAUCCAAACACCGGUCUUACUCAAAAUCAACAGAAUGAUAUUCUAAACAAAAUUGAUAAUAAUAUUAAUUGGAUAGCAAAUCGAAUGAUUGAAGUUGAACGAUUUCUUUUGUGCGGAAAUGAUGUUUGUCCAUUCACUGAAUUUCGUUUGAAUCCAAAUGUUAUUCCCAUAAAAUAUGAUUUGUCCAUAAAAGUUGAUUUAGAUCAAGAACAAUUCGAAGGAACUGUCGAAAUUAUUGUCGAAAUAAAAGAGACAAUUAAUUAUGUGAUUUUACAUGCGGCAAAAUCAUUGAAUAUAACCGAUUCGAAAGUAUCCAUUACUGAAUCCAAAACUGAUUUAGAAAUCAAACAAACAUUUGCAUAUGAAUCAAAUGAAUUUUGGGUAAUUGAAAUGAAAGAAUCUAUCAUUGUUGAAAAUCAAAAACCAUUGAACAUUACAUUGAAUUUCGAAUUCAACAGUAAACUUGAUACAGAUAUGACCGGUUUCUAUCUAAGUAAAUAUAAUGAUAACAAUGGAAAUGUUAAGAAAUUGGCUGCAACACAAUUCCAAGAUACUCAUGCACGACAAGCAUUUCCAUGUUUUGAUGAACCAUCAUUCAAAUCAAUAUUUCAUGUUACAAUUGAACAUCAUACAAAUUACACUGCCAUAUCGAAUACGGAUAUCAAACUGAAAGAAAUAUUUUCCGAUGAAACUGAAUGGACAAAAACGGAAUUUGAAGAAACACCAAAAAUGGUUACCUAUUUAUUGGCAUUUAUUAUCAGUGAUUUUGAUUGUAGACACAAUGAAACACAUUCAUUAAAUGGUGACUUAAUCAAUGUAGAUAUUUGUUCAUCACCACCUGAAAUCGAUAAUACAGCCUAUUCAUUAGCAAAAGCACCUGAUAUAAUUGAAAAUUUUCAAAAUAGAUUAAAUUAUUCAUAUCAAUUGGAUAAAAUGCAUCUUGUAGCAUUACCAGAUUUUAAUGCUGGUGCAAUGGAAAAUUGGGGCCUAUUAACAUUCCGUGAAACGGCAUUAUUAUGGAAUGAUUUAACAUCUUCGGCGGCAGAUAAAAUGAGUGUUGUAGCUGUUGUUGCACAUGAAAUUACUCAUAUGUGGUUCGGAAAUCUAGUCACCUGUGAUUGGUGGACAGAUCUUUGGCUAAAUGAAGCAUUCGCUUCAUAUCUAGAAUGGUUUGCUGUCGAUAAUGUUGAACCGGAUUGGAAUUAUAAACAAUUAUUCUUUAUAACUGAUUAUAUUGCCGGUAUGGAUGCUGAUGCUAGUAUUACUGCCCAUCCAUUGGCUAGACCUUCAAUUAAUAAAGCUUCCGAAAUUCCCUAUAUAACACCUAUUAUAUAUCAAAAGGGUUCAUCCAUCUUACGAAUGUUUGAAUUCGCUUUAAGUACCGAAUCAUUUUAUGGUCAAUUGGAAAAAUAUUUAAAACAAAAUCAAUAUCAAACAGUCACGACAGAUAAAUUUUUAACUGAAAUCUCUAAAAUUAAAAUCGAAGGAUAUGAUGAAACAAGAAAAUUUUUAGAAUCAUGGACAUUGAAACCUGGAUUUCCUUACAUAAACAUCACUCGAAUCGAUAAUAGUACUCGAUAUAAGAUAACACAGCAAAGAUUUUUAUCGAAUGGAAAAUUCCCUGAUAAUAAUGAUUAUUGGAUUGUUCCACUUUCAUAUUAUAUUGAUUAUUCGAAAUCCGGUGAGCUGAAAAUUGAAUAUAUUUCAAAUGUUGAACAAGAAAUCGUAUUGGAAAGACCAAAUGAUGAAUCAUUACCAUUGAAAUUUAAUUGUGAUUCUCAAGGAUUCUAUAUUGUCAAUUAUCCAAUAGAUGAAUGGAACAAAUGGACAUCAUUAUUUCGAGAUCAAGAAACAAUGUCAAAAUUAAGUCUAACAUCACAAGAUUAUUCACAUCUUAUGUUUGAUGCUUUUCGUUUAGCCAAUGUAAAUCUAUUGCCAUUCGAAAAAGUAUUCGAAUUACUUGAAAUAUUGAAAACAAAUCGAUUGUAUUCGGUUUGGUCAACUGGUUCAAAUAUUCUUAGCAAAUUAUGGCCGUAUUUCCGUAAUGAUAAUAAUCUCGAUGAUGGAUCAAUCAAUCUAAAUCAGUUAAUGCGGCAAGCUUAUCGUUCAUUUGCACAUGAUCUUGUACGUGAUGUUUACCGAGACUUCAAUCUUCAAGAUUCAUCCAAACAAUCCGAUAUUAAUUCGCAACGAUUACGUUCGACAGUAACAUCAUUUGCCUGUGCCUAUGGUUUUGAUUUAUGUUUAGCCGAAGCCCAAGUAGAAUUUAAAAAAUGGCGUAAUGGUUAUAUUGAUAGAAUAUCGCCAAAUAUAAUCACUGUUGUGCUUCGUUACGCUAUUCAAGAAUCGAAUGAUGUUGAUGAUUGGAAUUUCGUAUGGGAAAAAUAUAUCGAAGAACAAUCUACCGUAAUGAAAUUGAAUUAUCUACAGGCAUUGGCUCAAACACAGAACAAAGAAUUGCUCAUUAAAUUAAUGGAUUAUGGUAUGGAACAAAAAUAUGUUCGUCGUCAAGAUUAUCUAGGUCUUUAUACCUAUAUAUUAAGAACACCUGUUGGUUUGGAAAUUGGUUGGCAAUAUUUUCAACAAAAUUAUCGUCGUAUUCUUUCACAAAGAUUAUCAUCAUCAAAUAUUGGACGAUUAGCAACAUAUUUUGCUCGAUAUCUUUAUACGGAAAAACAAUUAAAAGAAUUUCAACAAUUUUUCAUCGUACAUCGUGAUACCGGUGUUUCCGAUGUAAAUCUAAAUAAAUCAUUGGAAACCAUACAGACAAACAUUGCCUGGACUCAAAAUUAUCGUAUGAAAGUAUUCGAAUGGUUAAGAAAUCGACAAUAAAUUAUUACACACAAUUAUAAUUACAAUUUAAAUGACAUAUCUAAUAUUUUUGGAAAAUUGUUUGAUCAGAAAAAAAAACGAAAAUUGAUUUUUUAAUUUGAUU